Messenger RNA from Fulvia fulva, 186 nucleotides. RefSeq lists its product as uncharacterized. Lineage: Eukaryota; Fungi; Ascomycota; Dothideomycetes; Mycosphaerellales; Mycosphaerellaceae. The record is from RefSeq and is a predicted model, not a curated record. The transcript is spliced from 2 exons. The coding region runs from base 1 to 186 and encodes 61 amino acids.
AUGCACCCGUUCUCCUUCCCUAUCGUUGGCAUCUUCGUAGCUGGAUACAUCACCGCCCGCUGGGACCUCAUCACCCAGCUGUAUGAGCUUGCAGUCUUUGCCUGGGACCACGGAGUCGUGCACCCACGCACACAAGAGACAGGCGUAUCCGCACGGGAACAGCUACGGCGCAGAGGAUCCUUCUAG